This is a messenger RNA of Dermacentor silvarum, 414 nucleotides long. RefSeq lists its product as uncharacterized. The record is from RefSeq and is a predicted model, not a curated record. Lineage: Eukaryota; Metazoa; Arthropoda; Arachnida; Ixodida; Ixodidae. Bases 1 to 414 code for a protein of 137 amino acids. The transcript has a single exon.
AUGGCCGGUGCACUCAGUGGCGUUGGCUACGGCGGAGGCCUCGGUUACGGUGGUGGUCUCGGCUAUGGUGGCCUCGGCUACGGUGGCCUCGGCUACGGUGGCGGCCUAGGUGUCGGAGGAGUAGGCGUUGGCAGCAGUGUAGCAUUGCUCAGCGGCGGACCUGGCUUCUCGAAGGCUGUGGCCGGACCUGCCUUCCUCGUGCGCACCGUGCACCACGUGAACAAGGUCCACGGCGGAGGCGCCAUCGUCGCACACUCUGGCCUUGGAGGAGUCGGUGGAGGACUCGGCUACGGUGGAGGCCUGGGAUAUGGCGGAGGUCUCGGCUACGGAGGAGGCCUGGGUUACGGAGUUGGCCUGGGCUAUGGAGGUGGCCUCGGUUAUGGCAGUGGGCUGAAAUAUGCCCUGAAGGGAUAG